AUGUCGUAUCAGAAGAAACAUAUCAAGACACAUUCUACUUAUGCCUUUGAAAACAACACCAAUGCGGUGGCAGCAUCUCAGAUGAGAAAUGCUUUGAACAAGUUAGCAGAUUCUGUUAGAGAUGACGAAAACUUGCGUAAUAGAUUUGAAAACGAAUUAGAUUCGUUUUUCUCAGUAUUUAGAAGAUAUUUGGUCGAGAAAUCAUCCGGAAACACUUUAUUGUGGGAAAAAAUUAAAUCUCCUACUCAGGAGGAGGUUAUCGAUUACGGAUCAUUGAAACCUACACAUGAUGACAUUUCAAAUCUUUCUAAAUUGGCUGUUCUUAAAUUGAAUGGUGGCCUUGGUACUUCAAUGGGUUGUGUGGGACCUAAAUCCGUUAUUGAAGUUAGAGAUGGAAACACAUUCUUAGAUCUCUCGGUGAGACAAAUUGAAUAUUUGAAUAGACAAUACGAUAGUGAUGUUCCUCUAUUGUUAAUGAAUUCUUUCAACACGGAUAAGGAUACUGAACAUUUGAUUAAAAAAUACUCAGCUAAUAGAAUUCGUAUUAGACCUUUUAACCAAUCAAGAUUUCCUCGUGUUUUUAAGGAUUCAUUAUUACCAGUUCCCUCUCAUUAUGAUGAUGAAUUAGAUUCCUGGUACCCACCUGGUCAUGGUGACCUUUUUGAAUCGUUGCAUGCAUCGGGUGAAUUAGAUGCUCUUUUAGCUCAAGGUAGAGAAAUCCUAUUUGUCUCCAAUGGUGAUAAUUUGGGUGCUACUGUGGAUUUCAAGAUCCUUAACCAUAUGAUCGAAACUGGAGCUGAAUAUAUUAUGGAAUUGACUGAUAAGACAAGAGCUGAUGUCAAGGGUGGUACUUUAAUUUCUUAUGACGGCCAAGUUCGUCUAUUAGAAGUUGCACAAGUACCAAAGGAACAUAUUGAUGAAUUUAAAAAUAUUAGAAAAUUCAAGAAUUUUAACACUAACAAUUUAUGGAUUAAUUUGAAAGCUGUUAAAAGAUUAGUGGAAUCAAGUUCGUUAUCAAUGGAAAUUAUUCCUAACCAAAAGACCAUAAAGCGCGGUGGUCAAGAAAUUAACGUUUUACAAUUAGAAACUGCCUGUGGUGCUGCCAUUAGAUAUUUCGAAGGUGCUCAUGGUGUUGUUGUACCAAGAACAAGAUUUUUGCCUGUGAAGACGUGUUCUGAUCUGCUUUUGGUUAAAUCUGAUUUAUUCUUUUUAGAGCAUGGAUCUUUGAAAUUAGAUCCAUCAAGAUUUGGUCCAAAUCCAUUGAUUAAAUUAGGUUCACACUACAAAAAAGUUUCUGAUUUCAAUGGAAGAAUUCCACAUAUCCCAAAGAUCGUUGAACUCGAUCAUUUAACCAUUACUGGUAAUGUUAAUUUGGGUAAGAAUGUUACAUUGAAAGGUACUGUUAUUAUUGUUUGUUCUGAUGGUCAAAGCAUCGAUAUUCCUAAUGGAUCCGUAUUGGAAAAUGUAGUGAUUACAGGUAAUUUACAAAUUUUGGAACAUUAG
Messenger RNA from Zygosaccharomyces rouxii, 1503 nucleotides. Its product is annotated as UTP--glucose-1-phosphate uridylyltransferase. The coding region runs from base 1 to 1503 and encodes 500 amino acids. Gene Ontology annotation, molecular function: UTP:glucose-1-phosphate uridylyltransferase activity. Gene Ontology annotation, cellular component: cytoplasm. The transcript has a single exon. The record is from RefSeq and is a predicted model, not a curated record. Gene Ontology annotation, biological process: UDP-alpha-D-glucose metabolic process; glycogen metabolic process. NCBI's taxonomy places the organism in Eukaryota, Fungi, Ascomycota, Saccharomycetes, Saccharomycetales, Saccharomycetaceae.